This is a messenger RNA of Diaporthe citri, 1017 nucleotides long. RefSeq lists its product as uncharacterized. The transcript has a single exon. The coding region runs from base 1 to 1017 and encodes 338 amino acids. NCBI's taxonomy places the organism in Eukaryota, Fungi, Ascomycota, Sordariomycetes, Diaporthales, Diaporthaceae. The record is from RefSeq and is a predicted model, not a curated record.
AUGUUGGGCAGGCUGCAGCUGCCUUUCACCCAGACUAACACCUCAAACUCACCCUCACCCUCACACUCGCCUUUCUGCUGGGCCCUGGCCGCUGCACUCCUGACACACCCUUUCGUUUUCCCUCUGGUCUCUUUCACAACCACCGCCGACCUCCUCGACUACAUCUCCUGCUGCCCUCCAAACCUCGGUCCUCUCAGCCGGGGCAUCAUGAAGUCUGUCAAGCUAAAGUCGCCCGUCAAGACCUCGGUCGCCCGCCACGAGGAUCAUCCCGAUCUCCACGACAUCGACCCGGCCUGUGCGAUCUGCCAGGUCGACGUGGGCACCAAGUCCCCGGACGGCAUCAAGGAGGGCUGGUCAAUCACCCCCUGCGGCCAUGUCUUCGGCAAUGUGUGCAUCAAGCGCUACCUCUCCAUAACCGACAAGCCCCUGUGCCCCGUCUGCCGGACCGACCUGUUCCACAUCUGCUCACACCCGAUCCUGCCCGCGGCCUACGAUCGAAAGAAGUCAAGACUGACCCGCGAUGAGGCCGCGAGCGUGAGCUUUCCCGGUGACCCCCGAAACAGCGACUGCCCUUACUGCCGGCAGCAGAGGCUCAAACUGGCGAGGCGCCAACGGGUGCAGGAGAUGCUGGAGGGAGGUCCGCGGGAGACGGCAGAGGGUCGAAGCGACACCGAGAGCGACAGCGACGACGACAUGGAGGGGACCCGAACACCAAGGACGAAAGGCUUGAGGUGGGCACUGUCAGCACUGCGUAUAGCAAACGCCUUGGCAAGGCUGACACUGGACGUUACGCAUAUUAGGAAGAUGAAGUCGCUGCACCCCGAAGAAGAUGAGGGCGAGGAGAACGACAUGGCCGACUCCCCACAGCUGGUACCGACGUCGAACCGAGACCUGCCCCCAGUUCCCGGCGCCUACGGCUACUGGGACGUGGCGAAGAAGGGGCCAGACUGGAAGUUCCUGGCAUUUUACGACUCGCAGGAGCCCAAGAUGAAGACCACGGCCGAUCAGUUCUCAUAA